CGGAAGGACUUGGUGAGGUCAGCUGUCACGACCUAAACAAAUAUGGCGUCCACAGUAACGGUGGUAAACGCUGUAGUUUUUCGUUAUCUCUCUUCAGUUCACUAGUUUGGUUUUACAAAUUAUGGCUUUUGUACAGUAACUGUCUAAAUUAAUCAAAUGUUUAUAAUCACUUCUCUAAACGGAAAACGAAAGUCGGAAAAUAAACGGAAGUGUGGACUCUCAUUUGAAACCAAACAUCCGCAUCUUUCACGCGUGUUUACAUGCCAGCUCCUCGUUUCAGACGAACAAGGAUGGAGGAAACAUGAAAAAUAUGUUCAGCAAAACGUGAAAUGGUGUGUUGUUUCGCCUGACACAAAGGACUGACUUAAUGGUCUGAACAAGAUGUAACGUCUGCGGAACUUUAUGUCGCCGUAAACAAAUAAACAAGACAUGGACCUUUCCUUGGAGCAGUCUGAGGGUAGACGUUGAUAAGUUGAAGGUACAUGAACUUACCAUGGCUUGGGUGACCCUUCUCAUCUCCACGAUAGGAAAAUGCCUCGACGCUGUCUAUUUAUUACUGGACCUGAAUUUUGUCAUCGUCCACAGCUUGGUGCGGACUCUGCUAGCGGUGAUAGCCUUUAUAAACAGCCUGCCCACCCUCUUCCUCAGCUCACUGCAGGAGUUGGGAAACUUUACCGUGGUUUUCUUGAUGUCCAUAGCAGAGGCCACUUCAAACGUAGCCCACGGGACUGUCACCAUGGGCGGGAGCUUGGUACUGGCUCUGGAGGGGCUGCUGGAGAGCCUAAAGAUGGUGGGUUACCUGUCCAUGCACGUCCUACUUCGAGGUAAAGAGCACCUGUAUCGAGGUAUGCUGUCGGUGCUGGAGGGCUGCAGCAUCACUGUCAGCCUGGUGAUCUAUUUCACCAACACAGUGGUGAACUUUGCACUCAUUGCCACUCAGAACACAUACUUGGCUGUGGUCAGCGUGUGGCAGACGGUGUCUAGCCCACUGCAGAAGGUGCUGGAGCUCACGCUAACCUCCUUCACCUUUCUGUACAGCUGCCUGGUUGGGACAUCAGCUUUCCUGUGGUCACCAUGUAAGAUGUUGCUGGACUUUCUGGUUUCACUGGUGCACAUGUUCAUCUCUGUCUUCAUACUGAACAUCAAUGGCCUCCUGUUCACUGUCGCUAUCAUACUAACUACCACUGCCUAUCUGAACCCAGAGUUGACCCAGCAGGCUGCUAUGAGAAUCGUGGAUUACAUGAACUCUUUUCCUACUCUACGUAGUCUGUCUCUGGCUCUACAUCAACUGUUUUCAGCCUUGCGGAGUGCGCCACAUUUUGUGCGUGGUAAUAUGCGACACGUGCAAAGGUUACUCUAUCAUCUCUACCUGCUGGAGAGAGGGCUUUGGCAGCAGCUGUCUCGACAUGGCAGUCAGCUAGGCCUGGCGCUGCAGGCAUACCUCCACAGGGACAACAACAACCGAGUGCGAGGCGAUGGUGACCCCCCAGAGGAGCGUCGGGACCCGCCAGAUGGAAGGGCAGGAGAUGGAGACCACCAGGAGCUGCUGGAUUUAGUUUUCCCCUCCUCCAGUACAAACAGACCGCUGGAGAAGGAGUUAUCUUCAGACAAAGACAGUAAACCUCUGCCUGCUAAGAAUCUGCUCUCUCUGCUGAAGGAGCAGGAGGACAGGAAGAAGUGUGUGAUCUGUCAGGACUGUACCAAGACAGUGGUGCUGCUGCCAUGCAGACACCUCUGCUUGUGUAGAGACUGUACUAAUAUCCUGCUGAGGCAACCUGUCUACCAGCAGAACUGCCCACUGUGUCGGCACAUGAUCCUCAACACAAUGGAUGUGUAUCUAUGAGGGACCAACAAAAGUGGGAUGUCAAGGAGCCUCGCAGCAUCUGUAGUUUAAUGAGAUGAGAUGCUCUAUGACUUGUGUCUAGUGAUAUUCUUUAAUAUGCUUACUGUCACAAAUACAUCAAGACCAAAAGUAACAAAGCACUGAUUAGUCCAUUUCUUAGAACUUCACCUGCCUGUGGCACUCAUCCUCAAGCAUAUUCAUAUUCCCAGUGAAGACAAUCUUUAAAAAUGGCUCAUAAAUAUAUCAUCUAAUUAUUUCUUUCAAGGUAACUUUUUCUAAAACAACCGUCCUUUUUAACAAAAGUUGGUCAAAUAGGAGUAAACAGUGCAAACUGGUGAAAAUGGGCUUUGACAAUACAGACAGUACGUGUUAGUAAGGUGGAUUUAUUGUUGGUUCUAAAUUUAUAAGAUUUAUUGAAGCAACAAAUUGAGAAUAUCACCAAACUUUCCUUUCAAAAUCUGUGCACUCUCUGCGAGCAGUUUAUAGUCAAGAUAUUAAAAUAAAGGCACGCUGUGUUCCAGUGCCAAACUAUAGUACAUACCUACAGUGUACAGUAUGCAUACUAGUAUUCAACAAAUGAACACACAGAUUAUCUCUUGAUUAAUUUUUCAGUUCUGUGAAACAUGUGACAAACACACAACUUCUCAGAGCCCAAAGUGAUGUUUUAUGCUAACAGUCCAAAACAAAACAAAUGUAAUUUACCACCAGGCAUGAUUUUUAAAAAAAGCAGCAAAUCCUUAAAUUUCUGAUGCUGGAGCAAGUUAUUUUGAUUUCAUGAUUAAUCAAGGGAUUGUUACAGCUCUAAAAGAGACAGUAACAUGUUUUUCCCGAAUUGUUUCACUUCCAUAGGACUCAAAAAUCUAGGGUGCCUUGUGCUGAUUAUACUGAGAUCCUGUGUAGGUUUAGUUUGUAGUAUGGAUCUGGGACAUAGCUGCUGUCUCUGUUUUGGCACAAGAUGUGCCUGUUAAAAUGUUCCACUGUUGCCACGUUGAGUUUCAGGUCUCGUCGCCAUGGUAACCCAUAGGUGGCCUCCCUCCCUGAUGCUGAACUGUUUUUCGCCCCUUUCGUCUUAAAACAUUGUGCUUUAAGUGGUCCAUGCUGUGAAGAAAGAGCACGACCACAGUGUCCAAAUGAUUCCAUGCAGGUUGUGUGUAUGAAUGCUGUAUGUGUAACAGUGCAUUCUGAACAACACUGUGACCUUUGUUGCAGAUUUUACCAUUUAAAUCUAUGUCUAUAAAUAUUUGUGUUGUAUAGAGCAUUGGACACAGAGCUGUGUAAAGAUUUGAAUGAAAAGGGUUUCCAGUAAGUGAUGAUAAAACACAGCGUCGUCCCAUUUAUUUGUUCUAUUGAUGGUGUUUCUUCCAGUCUUCCAUCAAAUGCAUAUUACAGUCACCACAACACAAAAUCCAUAAAAGGGUUCCCAUUUCCUUUGUUGUUGUAAUAAAACCUAGAUCUCUGUUGUGUAAAAGGACCAUAAACUAAUAAGGCUUUACAUUUCCAUUUGUUUUUGUUUUUGUUUUUCCAGUUGCUACUGUCACAGCUGAAGUGUUGAUAUUGAUUUGGGUUUAAAGUUUACAGGGCACUAUUGUGACACCACGUUCAUGCAUUAUUAUUAUUGAUGGCGACUGUUGUGUCACCAGUUCUGUGGGGGAACAAAGUGCCACAUGUCACAUGCUCUAAUUUGCUUUUUGAAGUUGUUGAUUUUUGUGACUGAAGCUAUGUAAUACAAGUUACCAACAUCACCGCUGCAUUCCACAGAUGUCACUAAUGAAAGUGGUCAGAAUGUCAGUGAUUUCUAGAGACCAGACUGUAGUCAUUACAGACGACUGCUCUUCUCAGGUAUUGCCAAAGCACCAAUGUGUUUGUAACUAAAUGUUGCUGUGGCCUGAACACAGCUCCUGUGACCAUCACCUGUUGCUGCCUGCAGUACACGUGAGCUGUGUGAACAGUGUGGGAUGAUGUGAUUUGUGUUUUUUAAUCUUAUGGCUGCCACAUAACCGGCAGGUCUUGUCUUCAUAAUAAAACAUAUUGAAACUG
Monopterus albus (swamp eel) is the source of this 3880-nucleotide messenger RNA. It is a transcript of the gene rnf26, whose product is annotated as ring finger protein 26. Gene Ontology annotation, molecular function: ubiquitin protein ligase activity. Bases 494 to 1843 code for a protein of 449 amino acids. The record is from RefSeq and is a predicted model, not a curated record. Gene Ontology annotation, biological process: ubiquitin-dependent protein catabolic process; protein ubiquitination. The transcript has a single exon. NCBI's taxonomy places the organism in Eukaryota, Metazoa, Chordata, Actinopteri, Synbranchiformes, Synbranchidae.